AAAAGCAAGCGGUAAGAUUUGAAUUUUGAAUGUGUUUGUUCGACUGAACAGUUGACGUUGCUCUGUCCGGUAACCGUAUUCCAGACACUUGAUUCAUCUGCUAUUUAUUUUAUUUAUUUUCUUUCAUCAUGUCGAACUUCUUGAAAAUAUUUCGCUCGAAGAAAACAACGGAAAAAGAUAACUUUAACACGGGACACGAUGAGGAGAAGACGAAACAUUGGAACAAAGAGAGUUAUGGUAAUGGAUCAUCGAGGCGUGAUAAGCGAAUUUCUCGGAUACGAAGUAUUGAUGAUUCGCUAUUAAAACCCACCGCUGCGUACCAUACAGUUACCCAACCGAGGCAAUACAAAGCUUCACGAUCAUGUGUUGGCCGAGAUGAAUACGACAAAUACGAUAGAUUCCGUCAUUCAAUCGAUUUCCACAAUAGAGGUAGUGUAAGGUGUGGGAAACGGUUGCAUAUUGGAAACGAUCGAAUGUUAGAUCGGGUUUCAAUGUUUACCAAGAAUAACUAUGACUCGGAAAUUCUGGAUUCUGAUGAUUCAUACGACUCACAAAAUGGUAGCGGUACGAACAAUGAUGAUACUGUUCAGGCUCUAGAGACGAAGUUAGAUGCCCUUCUUUAUCGUCUCCGUCGGGAAGAAGAGCGCAAAAAUUCAUAUAAGCAAAAGUUGAUGUCCGAACGCAUAGUGCGACAGCAUGUAGAAAGUAAAUUCGUUGAAGAUAUCCAACGAUUAACUCAACUGAUAGAAAUGCUCAAGAAUGAGCAAAAAUCAUAUCGGAACAGAAUCAGCGCUUUGGAAAAGCAGCUAAAACAAACUGGUCCGAAACUUAUGACUGACAGCUUCAAAGGACCAUCGCUUUUCUGCUCACCACCAUCAACUUCAAAUGGUCAAUCAUCAGUACUUACAAUGACUGAACUAGCUUGCUCGGCAACCUCCGGUUCUACCGUCCCACUGCCAUCUACAUUACACUGCAGGACGAUGAAUGAUGGAAGUGUUGACGAAGUGAGGAACUUUCGCAUCAACGAGGUUACUUCGUCUGUGGAAGCUGAACGACGUACAAUAUCCGGUAGCUCCUUCUCAACUCGUGAAAAUGAGGGCUCUGCAACUUUAGAAGAAACCUUGCGUGCAAUUGAUCGUGCAACUGCUGCUGCAACAACAGCAUCACAUGGAUUUGGAGAUAAAGUGAAAACAUCGGUGAUUCGACGGUCGAGUAGCGACACGAAACUUGGGCAGCGUGAUAUAAUGCUUAAAUCUACAAAUAUUUAAGCAACGGUCUGAUAAAUUUAACUGAAUAUAAACAGUACCAGUGUUGAUACUUUUAGAUUUGAGGGAAAUUUCAAG
Messenger RNA from Loa loa (African eye worm), 1343 nucleotides. RefSeq lists its product as hypothetical. NCBI's taxonomy places the organism in Eukaryota, Metazoa, Nematoda, Chromadorea, Rhabditida, Onchocercidae. Bases 129 to 1268 code for a protein of 379 amino acids. The record is from RefSeq and is a predicted model, not a curated record. The transcript has 6 exons.